Penaeus vannamei (Pacific white shrimp) is the source of this 1360-nucleotide messenger RNA. The record is from RefSeq and is a predicted model, not a curated record. Lineage: Eukaryota; Metazoa; Arthropoda; Malacostraca; Decapoda; Penaeidae.
UGAACCGCGGGGACAAGAGAACAGACAAGAGGUGAGACGUGGGGAGAGAAAGAGGAUAGAAGAAAAGGGUAACAAAAAGAGACAGAAAACAGAUAACCAAGAAAAGCACACCGGGAAAACGUGAGGUUGUACUGUUUGAUAAUUACGUGUCUCGUGGCACUUGAUGCUUUUGUCUUUACCAUAGUCAGAGGCCUCCAUUGUGAUACAUACAUUGGGGGAAGCCUCGGUGGCCCGUCGCGAGAGACAGUGGAGAUCGGAAGCUGAAAAGGGAUUCCAGAAGUGAACGUGAUUAAAUUACUCGAACUGAACAUACCAGAAAAUCGUAGAAAAGAAACUUAUAGUCAAAAGAAGACAGUGUAAAGUGUGAAUGACCUUUAAUGAGUGAGGGAAUAUCCCUGCAUUGGCGUGAGAGGAGAUCCCUCUAGAGAAAUAAUAAAACAAACGUACAAAAACAGUUAAAUCAGCAACCCAAAGUGCGUGGAGAAGGCAGGAAAAGAUGUCAGGAAGGCGGAAAGUGUCAGCCGAGUGGAAGAAGAGAGUGAAGAGCGAGUACACGCGGUUAAGGUCCCUCAAGAAGUUCAAACGGGCUGACGAGAUCAAGGCGGCGUGGAACCAGAACAGGGCUCACCUCAAUGAGUUACUGGAGCAGGAAGACCAGACAAUGAUAGGGAUGGGGCCAGUGUGGGUGUGCUCCGUGGAGGCCCCCCCUCACCAGGCAGUCAUGAGGAGAACCCAUGUGACCUCCUCCUGCUCUGAGCCCCUCUCUGUCCCCAUCAGGACCAUCAGCGCUGUUAAUCCCAUACCCACCAUGUACACUUGGGCCCCACUUCAGCAGAAUUUCAUGGUUGAAGAUGAGACUGUCUUGCACAAUAUCCCAUACAUGGGUGAUGAAGUGCUUGACCAAGAUGGCAAAUUCAUUGAGGAACUGAUACGCAAUUAUGACGGAAAAGUUCAUGGAGACCGAGAGACUGGAUUUAUUGAUGAUGAGAUAUUUGUGGAGCUUGUUGAUACUCUUGUACAGCAGUAUCAGAAGAAAGAAGAGAAGAAAGAAAAGCCGGAACGAAGAUCUAGCAUCAGGAAAGAGAACAAAACAAAGGAAAAAGAUGAUGAUGAAGAAGAUGAGGAAGAAGAAGAAGAGGAGGAGGAGGAAGAGGAAGAUCAGGAAGAAGAGGAAGAUCUUGAUGCACAGAAAGAGGAGGAUGGAACGGACAGUUCGAGUUCUGUAGGGAAGAGGGACUUCCCGUGCUUCGCCAUCUUCCAAGCCAUUUCAGCACUGUUUCCAGACAAGGGCUCACCAGAGGAACUCAGAGAAAAGUAUGAUUAGACAGUAAAACACUAGAGUUUCAUGUAGUCAGGGUAA